GAAGAGUUGAAUCGGAGUUUUCGAAUCUAAAUCGGAAUUAGAAGCGAGCGAGAGAGAGAGAUUGCGACUGAAAGAUUUUGUUUGGAUGCGGUUACGGAACGUUGCGCAGACGGCGCUAGAGCAAUGAUAAUUUAUAAUUUGCAUAAUUGUUGUUAUUAUUUUGUGUAUUAAAUUGUGUAUGUCGCCGAGCGUCGCAAUUUCAGUGCAAAGUGAAAUGAAACCAAAGCGAAAAAUCUCAACAUUUAAAUUCUAAAUCAACUUGCAACAUCACCAUCAUCUUCAUCGUGUAUUCAACAUUGGGAUUUGCCUCAUCAUUGUCUCAUCAACAUGUACUGCACCAAAGAUUGCACCUGUCGCCUUUGCCGCGAACUGCGCGAUUACAAGCUGAAGAAGGCACCGCCACAGCAAUCCCAGCAGCAGCAGCAAAAGCAUCAGCAGCAGCAACAGAAGGGAGACAAGGGAGCGGGAGUGACGCCACCGAGUUCCCUGCUGGGUCGCAUGCUAAAUGAGAACUUCAUAUUGAGGCGACGAGGCAUCUCGCUGAAGAACUUUCAGCCGCAAUCGCUGCGCAACAGCGAAAUGUGUCAGUUGGCUCCUCGAGAUCUGCCACGCCCCACACAAACGCCCUCGCCCACGCCCAUCGAAGAGUUGCCCGACUGGGCGGCCACACAGCGCAGACAGCCAGGCAAUGGAAAUGGGAAUAGCAAUGGGAAUGGGAACGGGAAUGGGAAUGGGAAUGGGAAUCUAGGAGAUCGAGAGGUCAAACCAAAUCAUAAGGUGGUCAUCUAUUUUGGUGACUCCAUGAAUCGAGGACAACCCGCAGAUGCAGCAGCCAAUCUGCGCUCACAGUUGCUGCAGGAGAUGUGCCACAAACUGCAGGCCAAUGGAUCCAAUGACAAGCUUAAGCCAAAGCCGAAGCCAGAGCCAGAUCAAGAGGCGGCAGCAACAGGGCCAGAUUUGGAGCUAAAGCAGCAGGCGAAGCCAGUGCCAGAGGCAGAGGCAGAAACGGAGGUGACUGCGGGUGGUGAUGCUGAUGAACUACCGCCCUACAUUGAGAGCGUGCAGAAUGGCGUAAUUAAUAUCAAAAUUGAAGGCAAUUACCGGCGUGCCAGUGCGCUGGUGGAAACGGUGGCAAAGCCAACUCUAGCCGUUGUUGGCCAAAUGAAACCCGAUGCUCUUGCAGCUGAUGAUCAUCAUCAUCAUCGCAAUGAUGAUAACCAAAACGACGACGACGACGACGACGAUGAUGACAGCGACCCUGGCCACGAUGCGGAGACAGCCAGUCAGUCGGAUUCAUGCGAUUGGAGCUACGUUCAGGAGUGGCGACGUGCUGCGAGACGACCGACCGGAAAUUUGCCGCCCAACUUCGGGGGACAGCAGCCGCCGAGCCAGAUGACGGGGUUGCCGCCGGUGCCGGUGUCGGCGCCCGUGGCGUUGCAGUCCCAAGCGCAGCUGCAACAGUUGCAGGGGGCGCCGCACACGCCGCAGGCCGGAGGCGCUGGACUGGCUGUGGCGAUGGCCACGCCAGCACCGCGAGUGUUCAAGGAACUGGCGCAGCAGCCGAACAAGGCGCCAGUGGGUGGCAGUAAGCUGGUGAGCAGUCCGCUGCCACAGCCACAGCUGGCUACGUCGGUGGCCAAGGGAGGCAUGCCACAGCGGGCGGUGACGGGACCAGCUCGCCUCACAGUGCAGAGCACGCCAGUGAAGUCGCAGCCACCGCAGCUAAGCGGCAGCUUGCAGAGCUCGCCCAGUCGCCCCACGCUGGGCAUUCCCACAGCGACGCCUCCACAACAACAGCAGCAACCACAGCAGCAGGCAGCUCCCAGACAUCAGCAUGAACAGUUUCGGGCGCUGCAGAGAGUACAGGAAUGCCACAGCUCGUCGGAUGAGAAUCGCAGCUCGGGCCAUGCCAGCAUGUCGGACACAGGCGGCCACAGUUCCUCGCCAGCGGGAGGCAUGACUUUGGGACCGCUGCCCGAGGAUCGACUGGCUGCUGGGGUGACCAAUCGCAGCACACGUUCAAGGAGGCAUCGCGGCAUCAUGCCGGGAGGGAAGGCGCCGUGGAGCGGCACUGGGCUGGAGGACAUCAAGUUGGCCAUACAGCAGCUGACGAUGCGCUCCCAGACGAGCAGCAGCACCUACAGCAGCCUCAGUGCCGGCUCGGAGAGUUCGGAGCCCGCGCGACGCCUGGGACGCUACUCAUCGCUGGAGACAGUGAUCACGAGCACAAGUGCGGAUGAGUUUGUCUGGGUGGACUCACACAAUCGACUCGUAGAGUUGCAGCAUCCGCCGUGGAGUCAGCAGUGUAUAAUGCGUGUUCUGCGCCAUGGACGUUGCAAGCAGCAGGCGGAACAGGUGACCGUCGAGGUCAUCUCGAGGCUGGGCUAUUUGCUGCAGCGUGCGCUGGUGCGCAUUGCCCGCGAGAUUCAGCGCUUUUCGGCGGGCCUGGGACUGUGCUCCAAGCAGGAGGUGGCUGGCGCCUUUAAGGUGGUGCUAUGCUCCACGUUGGCUGAUUCCUGCACCAAGGCAUGUCUGCGGGCUGCGGCGAUGUUCGCUGUGCCCGGCGAGAGUGCACUGAAGCAGAGCAAAUCCGCUCGAGCUGGACUUCAGCUGAGCGUGGGCAGUUUCUUUCGAUGGAUGACGGAUGCCCGACUAGGCAAAUUUAUACACGAAUAUGCAGCGGUCUAUCUGUGCGCUGGCAUUGAGAAUCUGCUCGAGGAGAUCAUGCUGCAAUGCGGCAAUGGCAAUGGCAACUCCACGGCCGCCGCUUUGGAUCAAAGCAUCGCUAGCAGCGGCGAUUUCUGGGGUCUGCUGCAACCGUUUGCGCAUCUGAAUGCUGGCCGCAUUGCAUCCGGCGCCUUGGCCAUGCCCCGCUGGGCCAGCCCCUUCUCCCUGGCCACUUGUGUGGGCAGUAUACGUGAGCUGAAGGAGAAGGCGCUGCGCACUCAGCAAGAGUUCCAGCAUGCUGCCGCCUUGUCGAAUGCCGCACUGAGUGCGCUCUUCUACUUCAUGCGCUGCUCCCAGCUGGAGCACACCGAGCUGGCGGCACAGAGCUCUACAGCUGGCCAGGCGCCGCCCAAUAGUGGCACCCAGAAUGUCCAGGAGUUGUGCUAUGAACGUGCCUACGUCGUGUUGCCCCCACUGGCCGAGUGGCUGCGAGUCGCCUCCGCACAUGCCGAGCAUCGCAACGGGCUUAUGAUUGACAAGGAUGACAUACUGCAGGCUGCGCGUCUGCUACUCCCCGGCGUCGACUGCCCCAUACGCGCCGUGGCCCACGACGAGGAGCUGCCCACCAAGAAGACGCACUUCGGCAACAGCUGCAGCAGCAGCAGCUCGACAGGCGGUGGCAGCGUCACAGGCACCGCCAGCAGCUGCAGCUCGCCAGCGGCGGCAGUGAGCAGCAUUGGCGAAGACACCUCUGAACUGGGACGACGUGCCACCAUCGGCGUGGCCUUCAAGCUGCUGCUCACGGGUCGAGCAGAGCUGCUCGCCCAAGCGGCGCAAUUGCUGCCGCCCACUACACGCUACGAUACGCAGAACAGCGCCGGAUUGACUGCGUUGAUGGUGGCCAGCAUACGGAACGAUGAGGUAGCCCUACAUGCACUGCUCGACGCGGGCUGUGAUCCCAAUGUGGAGGUGCCAGCAGCGGGCAGCAAUGGCUAUCCGGCCAUACAGCCGGACACACAGCACUGGACGGCGCUGAGCUUCGCCGCCAGUCGGGCCAACUAUGUGGCACUGCGGAUACUCCUGGAGCGUGGCGGCAAAGUGGAAGGCGGUGCACGCAGCAGCGAAGAGAAGUGCACAUUGACGCCACUCCAACUGGCUGCGGGCACAGGGAAUCUGGAGAUGGUGGCGCUGCUUUUGGCACAUGGCGCGAAUGCUUUUCUCUCGACGCAGCAGAAGGAUACGCUCUGCUUUGCGGCGGCGGCGCAGAAGGGUUGCUUCUGUGCCAUCUCAGUGGCAGCGGCGCACGGACAUCGCAGCUGUCUGCGCAAGCUGCUCACGCAUCCCGUCUCGCCAGGCACACGAGAUGUGCUCUCCCUAGAGGAGAUGCUGGCUGAAGGCGAUGUGGUGGGCGUGCGUGGCGCUGGAGCUGCCUCGGUUGGACCUGGAGAGGAUCUGCUGCCGUUGCUCAACAAGACGCAGAUCAAGCGGCUGCAGGAGGCCAUGUACCACAGUGCUGAGAAUAAUCAUCUGGAUAUUACCAUUGAACUUCGCAAGCUAGGCGUGCCUUGGACUCUACAUUGCUGGAUGCAUGCGCUGUCGGCUGCCCAUGAGCUGCGCCUUGAUGCGGUCAUCGAUCAGCUGCUGCAGGACUUUCUGCAGGUGUGUCCCGAUGACUACAGCGCCCAGUUUGUCAGCGAGUGCUUGCCCCUGCUCUUCAACAUCUUUCGCAAUAAGAACGAAGGCACCACGCUGCUGCUGGCCGACAUUUUUGCCACCUGCUUCGGCUGGGAGGCACUGCAUCCGCUGAAGGAACAGCCACCCAUGCAGCCCGUGCAGGGCACACGCAUCGAUCCAAAGUUUGUCAACAAUCCGGAACUAAGCGAUGUUACUUUUCGCGUUGAGGGCAAAAUCUUCUAUGGCCACAAGAUUGUUUUGGUCACAGCAUCGCCACGUUUCCAGAGCAUGCUCAGCUCCAAGCUGAGCGAUGCCAACAGCACACCAACUGUGCAGAUCAACGACAUUCGCUAUCACAUCUUCCAGCUUGUCAUGCAGUUCCUCUACAGCGGCGGCUGCAAUGCCCUCGAUGUCUCCCACGCCGAUGUCCUCGAGCUGAUGGCAGCCGCUAGCUUCUUUCAACUGGAGGCACUCUUGCGCUACACCGAGGCACGCUGCUCCGAAAUGGUCGAUGUCGACAAUGUCGUCGCCAUGUAUAUUCAUGCCAAGGUGUACAAUGCCAACAAUCUCUUGGAGUACUGCCAGAGCUUUCUGCUGCAGAACAUGGUCGCCCUGCUGACCUACGAUGAUUCCGUGAAGCGUCUGCUGUUUGCCAAGAAGAUACCAAAUCACGAUGUGCUCGCUGGACUGUUGCACACGUUGCAGCAGCGACUGAAGAGCCGCAAGCCUGGAAAUGCUGGAGGAUUGCUCAACUCCUAUCGAUCGCCGCCGGCGACGCCAGUGAAGAAGUAGUAGAAAUGCGUCUGAUGUGCAUAAGAUGUAUCUAUGUCCUACUCACUUAAUGUCAUAUUUAUUGCAUUGUUUUAAACGAUAUAUAAACAUUUGAGCUCUGUAUUAUAUAAUGCCCCUAUAUUAUACUAUAUACUAUAUACACAAUGUAUACCCUAUAAUAUACCCUGUACGAGUAGUUGUGUAGUUUGUACUCUCAACUUGUUCAGCGCACUGUUAUUUUUAACGAACAGCUUAGCAAUCGUAUCCUGUAGUUAGUUGAAAUUGUUUCUGCAUUAAUCGAACAAAAAACCUACAAAAAAACUACUAUAAAAAAAUACUCGCAAAUUGGUUUUUUUACUUUGUAAGGAUUAUUUUUAUUUUAAAACUUAAAACUUUGGCGGUUUCUGAUAAUCGGUCUCGGGCACAUAUUGCGCCUCGCUGGCCUGCUUAGCGGCCAGUGAGAUUUCCUUGGAGAUGCUGCCACCCUCGGGCACAAAGCCAUGAUCGUUGGCCUUGUAGUUGACAACGACCUCCUUGCCAUCGGCAUCGUAGUACGAAUAGUUGCCGCUGAUCUCGAGAUGUUCAUUCUCGGUGCCGGCAUCGACUACCACAGCUGUCUCCUCGCGAUGUGUGCCAUCCU
This is a messenger RNA of Drosophila albomicans, 5752 nucleotides long. Its product is annotated as ankyrin repeat and BTB/POZ domain-containing protein 2. Gene Ontology annotation, molecular function: protein heterodimerization activity. The transcript is spliced from 6 exons. Bases 328 to 5133 code for a protein of 1601 amino acids. The record is from RefSeq and is a predicted model, not a curated record. NCBI's taxonomy places the organism in Eukaryota, Metazoa, Arthropoda, Insecta, Diptera, Drosophilidae.